AUGGAUGGGCGAAUCCACCAUGGAGCCCAAGUGUGCUCUGGCACCAACCCCAGAAAGUGCCAGGAGCUAGGAGACUCAAUUCUUCUGAUUCUGGGAAGUUUCAUCUUGCUGAAUGUGGGGAUCAAUGUGGUGACUCUGCUCUGGAGGCAUCUGAAGAGCUCCCUGAGGAUUCUUUUCCAUCAUUUUUUCCCCAAGGAUCCCAAGAACUUGUGCCCAAGAGUCUCUUCCUGCUUCCAUCGUCGCCCAAGCUUCCUGCUCGAGCAGCGUAACCACCUUGACUCCAGGAUACCAGACAUGAAUGACGAGAAGGCUUCAAGGUGCUGCUGUAUGCUGCCUCAGUGUAGACACACCAGGGCUCCUGUGGAGGCUCCAUGGGGACUACGGAAGGAGGGGAUGGUGGGAGCUGGGGGUGCUCCUCAGGCCACACCCUUCAAGGCCCAAGCCACCUUUCUCUCCAGGCAAAAGACAUCUUCUGAGCUCCCCAGGAUGAGCAAGCUGGACAAGGUUCCACUCUGCUUGCCCCAAGAGAGCAAGACUAAGACCCCAGACUAUGAUCCAGCCCAGGCCCCAGCCCAGGCCCAGCCCCCCUCUCCAGUCCGUCCCCCUGAGCACAGCCCCCACCAGGUGCAGACCCCCUCCCCAGAGCAUCCCCCUGAGCACAGCCCCCACCAGGUGCAGACCCGCUCCCCAGUCCAUUCCCCUGAGCAUACCCCACCUCAGGCCCAGACCUGCUCCCCUAUCCACCACCUUGAGCGCACCCACCCACAGGGCCAGAUCCACUUCCAAGCCCCCACUCCUGAGCACAUCUCUACCCAGGCCAAGACCUACUCCCCAGCCCUCACUCCUGUGCACCCCCCCACCCAGGUCCAUGGCCCUGAGCACACCCCAGCCCGCAUGCUCACCCAGGCCCCCUCACAUGCCUCUGCAAACCCCCUGGGCCACCCCCCCGAACACAUAACAGCCCAUGCUCCAGCCGCCCCAGUCUCAAUUUCUGCCCCAACCCCUGAACGAGCACUGGUCACAGCCCUAAAUACCACUCCAGUCCCUGUUCCUGUCUCUGCCAUCACCCAUCCCUCCAUCCUAACUUCUAUUCCCUCUACCCUGACUGCCUUCAGCCAAGGGCUCUCCACUGACCACGUGGUCUAUGAUGCCCAUGGGAGAAAGCAGAAGUUGUUCCAUGUGCAUCCCCCACCGAACUCUGCGUAUUCCAGAAAGGAUGGCACCCUCCCCAGGCCCCAAGAGGGGCAGGGCCUGGUAAACUCUGGUACAGCUGAGCAAAUAUUGAAGCAACAUAGUGGGGAUAGUGCCAGGCCCUCCACAGGAUCCAUACUGGGUUACCUGGAGUUGGAGAAUAUGGAAUGGAAGAUCUGCAGUGAUGCCAAAGACAAGUUUUUACAGCCCAAGACUUUCUGUAGCUUCCAUCCUUGCAGUCCUGAGAGAAGAAACACAGACUCCCAGACUCCAGCCUACCCCAAGUUCUUGGUCUACUCCAAAGAUGCUAUACCUUCUCAACCUUGCUUUCAUUCUCCAACCAGUACCCGGAGCUCACUGUGUACUGUUCCUCCACCAUGCACUCUUUCGCUGCCUCUUGUUUCUCCCAGAUCCUUUGUCCUUCAGCAACCCACCAACCACCACAAGUCCCCCACUUUCCCUCCAACCUCCAUGUCUUUUCAGUCUGUCCCUUCUUCCCAGUUGCCCACCCUUUCCCAGUUCUCCACCAUUUCCCAACCCCCAAUCCAACCCCAAUCCCCUGAACUUCAUGAGAAUCUAGGCCUCACCCAAGACUCUGGCCUCCAAAGGACCCCAGGCCCUUCAAAAGACUCUAAAGUUCUCAGGAACCCAGGCUUUACCCAAAAUCCAGGCCUCUACAAGAAUCCCAGCCUUGCUCAAGACCUUUAUUUCUUAAAAAACCCAAGGCCUUCCCAAGACUCUGAUUUUCAUAAGAAUCCAGUCAUUACCCAAGAUUCUGGCCCCCAAAAGAGCCUAGGUCCUACUCAAGAUGCAGGUAUCUUUAGGAGCUCAUGUCUCACCCAACCCUCUGGCCUCCAGAAGAACAAACCACUGCCCCACAUUUCUGACAUUCAGAGAUGCUCAGGCUUUAUGGAAGAUUCUGGAGUCUAUAGGAAUGUAGAACAAAACCAAGAGACUAUACCCAACAAAAGUCAAGAACUUGCCCAAACAACUGGCCUCCAUAACAGCCUGGGCCCUUUUCAAGAUGUUGGAGGUUACAAGAGUGCAGGUAAAGUCCAAGAUCCGGGAGUCUCUAGGUGUCUAGGCCUUACCCAAGAUUCCGACCCACAGAAGAGCCCAUACCCUGUUCAUGACUCUGGAGUCAACAAGAGCCCAGGCCUUGUCCAAACCUCUGGCCUCCAUAAGGGUUCCAGCCUCACCCAAGACUCAGGAGACUACAAGAAUCUAGACCUUACUCAAGAUUCUGGAGUCUACAGGAGCCUAGGCCUCACUCAAGAUUCUGACCUCCAUAAGAAUCCAGGCCUUACUCAAGCCACUGAAGUCGAAAGGAGUUAUGGCCUUACCCAAGAUAAGAAGGAUGCGGAACAGCAUGUACCAUCCACUUCUGUCUCACUCAGUCAGAACUGCUCCUCCAAGUCCCCAGUGAUCUGCAAUGUCCUGCAAACCUCCUCAGAAGUACCUGUACUGAUUGAGCUGCAGCCAUCCUCCUGGCGAGCAGGCAGCCAAGACUGGGUGUACCAUCCUGGGGAUUCAGUUUCUCCAGCCUGCCAGAACUAUUGCCAGAUGUCUAUGCCUCCCAAAAUUGACUGGAAGCCUUACUGUCUUGUGUCAGGCUCCCGCCUAGGGCAUGUGGUCUUUGAUGCCCACAAGAGACAGUUUGGAGUGGGCAAGGACAAGUGUGAAGCUCUGUCUCCCAGGCGCCUUUGCCAAGAGGCAUGCAGCAACUAA
Molecule: messenger RNA, 2919 nt
Organism: Manis pentadactyla (Chinese pangolin)
Lineage: Eukaryota; Metazoa; Chordata; Mammalia; Pholidota; Manidae
Gene: SPEM3
Product: SPEM family member 3
Exons: 5
Coding region: 1-2919 (972 amino acids)
Biological process (GO): sperm individualization; flagellated sperm motility
Cellular component (GO): cytoplasm
Source: RefSeq, a predicted model, not a curated record